UGACCAUAUCUCUGCCUUUCGUAGAAAACUUAAUUGGCUCCCUAUACGAGAUCGUAGGUCCCUUCGUAUUCUGUGUACUCUCUACUCAAUCUUGUUUGAUCCGUCCGCCCCAGAGUAUCUCCGCUCGAAAUUUAAAUUUGUUACCCCACGUCCAGACACAGAUCUCCGCUCUUCCCUAUGUCUCAUUGUCCCAAGUGUAAAGUGUCUCUAGAAGGCUGUAUAACUUGGUCGGAUGACAAAUUUAAUGUUGCAGUUCACGCCGCGAAGAACUUGACGGCAAUGAUCGAGCCUUUCAAAGAAAAUAUUUUUUGCGAUUCUGUCGUCUCUGUGGACGAAUCGCCCGACAUGGAUAUGGUUGCUAAAACCAAUGAAUGUUUAUCUGACAAGCCUUUAUCUAAUACUAAAGUUCCUAAACGAACCGCUGCGUCCAAACAAGAUAUUAAUAAUUCGACAUUAUCUUUAACUUCUAAUGUUUCUUUUCUAAGUAAAAUAGCGGAGAAGAGAAACAACAAAGGUGAGACAGCGUUACACAUCGCCUGUAGAAUGGGAAAAGCUGAUAGAGUAGCAAAACUGUUGAGCGAAGGAGCAAGUACCAAUACUAAAGAUAAUGCCGGCUGGACUCCGUUGCAUGAGGUCGUGCAGAACGGCCGGCAGGACUUGGUUAGACUUCUACUGAGGCACAAUACACUAGUUAAUGUGCCAGGGCAGGCCAAUGAGACUCCGCUGCAUGAAGCCAUUCGAUACAAUCACAUAGACAUUGCGAAAGAUCUAGUCGCUCAUGGAGCUGAUAUUAAUGCUAGAAACUGUAAAGGAGAGACUCCACUAACCCUUGCCGCUCCUGAGAUAAGAGCAAUUAUACAAGAUGCUGCUGCAAAAAGAAUUAUAACAGAAGAUAGUUUUGAUUUUGAACUUGUCCAGAAGCAAAUAGAGCUGGACUGUGAAGAUAUAAGGGUUUACUGCAUGUCACAGUCUCAUGCCAUCACUAAUAAGCUGAGAGCCCUAACAAAACAUCACAACAAUCUCCGUGUUGAACUAAAAUUCAAUAAUAAAGUAACACAUCUCAUAGUUGAUGCUGACGAUGGCAUCUGUGACUCCAGCCUUGAAGUCCUACAAGGCAUUGUCAACUACCUGUGGAUAUUAUCUACAAAAUGGGUGACUGCAUCUACUGAUGAUAUCUUAGAAUCCUUUGAAGAGUAUGAAGUGCUCGGUGUCGGUACAACUACAUACACAGGCCCAAAAAAUGCUCGGUACAACAAAUAUAAGCAUCUGCCUGGAAUUUUCAACGGCUGUCACUUUUACUUCCAUAACUUUAAUACAAAAUAUAAGAUUUCCGAUAAAAUAGAAGUCACCAAAGCAAUUUUAAGUAAGCUGGUUACGGACGCAGGAGGAGUAGCCCUCAGACGAGCUCCGAACCCAGAGUCAAUACCGGAAUCAGAGAAGUUGGUGCCAUACCACGCUCAGAGAGAUGGCAAGCUGUACAACUGUUCACAUUACAUUAUAUACAAGGACAUGUACGAGCCGCUCUACAACAUGGCACAUCUGAAGGCGCUGCCUGUCGGCUGGCUCAUUGAGUGCAUUGAGAAAUACCAGCUCUGUGAGCCUUGGUGACGGGAAAUGGGCAUUAUUGUU
Cydia fagiglandana is the source of this 1629-nucleotide messenger RNA. Its product is annotated as BRCA1-associated RING domain protein 1-like. NCBI's taxonomy places the organism in Eukaryota, Metazoa, Arthropoda, Insecta, Lepidoptera, Tortricidae. Gene Ontology annotation, molecular function: protein binding; ubiquitin-protein transferase activity. The record is from RefSeq and is a predicted model, not a curated record. The transcript is spliced from 2 exons. The coding region runs from base 178 to 1608 and encodes 476 amino acids. Gene Ontology annotation, cellular component: BRCA1-BARD1 complex; BRCA1-A complex. Gene Ontology annotation, biological process: protein K6-linked ubiquitination.